AGCCUCCCGCCCGCCGCGCCGCGGCGGGCUCCGCCGCUGGGCCGAAUGGCAGCGCAGGGCCCCACCCCUGCGCACCAGGUCGCGGCCCCGGCGGUCGGAGGCCCGGGGCCGCAGGGCGGCGAAGGCGGCGACCCGCUGGCCGCGGGCACGGCGGAUGGCGAGCAGCUGCUGCGCGCGCUGCUCGGGCGGCCGCCUGCCGAGAUCGCCGAAUGGGCGCUGGGGCAGGUGGAGGAGAUGUCGCGGCCCGGUGCCGACGUGCGGAGCCUGCCCAUCUUCUCGCUCGCGGGCGCCUUCAAGGAUUCCCGGCCAGAAGAAAGGCAGAGGCUGGUCCGCGGCGCCCUCACCGGCUUCGGCGAGCUGCCAGCCGCGCGGCGCGCCGGGGCAGUGCGGAUGGCCAUGGAGACGGGGCAGCGGGCCUCGCAGGCCCAGGCCACGGAGGGUCAAGACCCAAGAGCGGUGCCCCUGAUCCAGAACCUCAUGGCCGUGGCCACGGAGUCGCAGAUUCAGUCGAUGCCACAGGAGGAGCUGGACAGCAUCACCCAGGAGGCGCAGAACGUGGCAGUCAGAGCCAUGCAGCCGCAGCAGCUGGCGGACGUGGUGCAGGAGCUGCGGCCCGAGGAGCGCGAGAUGCUCACGGACACCCUGGUGGAGGCGAAGGUGGUCCCUUCGGAACACCGCGCGGUCAUGGAGCAGACCAUCAAGCCAGGAGGCUACGUGGACAGUCUUCGAGUGGCACUGACCUGGCUGGACUGGGCCAGGACGCGGGCGUGGGUGGCCGUGGCUCUUACCGCCCUUGAGCUGGUCUGCGCCGUGGCGCUCGGCGUCUUGGGGGAGCCGUGCGCCCCCCCGAACGCCCUGUGGCUGCAGGUCGACGUCGCCAUCGCCCUGCUGGCGUCGGCAGGCGCCGGCUCUGCGGCGUGGCUCCUGGCGGAGCCACUGCGGAAGCUCCACGAGGAUCCUGUGGGCACCGCGCAGCGCUGGCACGGGGACGGGGCGCCCCGCGACUGGACCCUGCGGCUGCAGGCGGCGAUCCCGGGCGUGCCCCUGCAAACAUACCGGAACGGAGCCAUAGGGCUGUGCGUCUGCACGGUCAUGGCUCUCCUGGGUGUGUGCUGGGCUCUGUUCGGGUUGGAGAACGCGGCCAACACCAUCAUUCAGGGGUGCUCGCCCGCGACGGCAUGGUGCUGGGCGUUCUUCUGGUUGCUGCGGGUGGGCCUCCUCGUGGCCGUAGCGUUACUGGUCGCGUGGGUGUACCGCGAGGCGCAGAGGCACGCGGACGGGACCCCGAGGGACGGCGACAGCGAGCCGCAGCAACCACUGCUCCGCACCGAGGAGAACACCCGGUCCGCAGAUCCGCCAGCCGCCGUGAAGGCCCAAGAGGCCCCCGCAGCCGUCGAGCCGGCCGCCCCGGCGCCCGCGUCGGCCCCGGCCCGGCCGCGCGAGGCCCGAGAGGCCCCUGCUGCCGAGGAGCCGCCCGCCCCGGCGCCCACGCAGCCUCCGGGGCGGCCGCAGGCCAGCCGCGGCGCGGCGGGCGCGAAGCCGCAGAGCGCGGCAGCCGCCGAGCCGGCGGCGCACGAGCCAGACCCCGAGCAGGUGCGGCAGGACGUCGCGGCCCUGCUGCAGCGGCUCCGACGGCCCGAGCGGCGCGCCGCCGACGGCCCCGGGGGCUCGCCGGCCCCGCCGCUGACGCCGCCCACCCAGACCGUUGCGGCCGCGGCCGCCACGAGCGGAGGCGGCGCGAGCGGGGACCGCGGCGCCGCGAGGCGUCGGCAGCUGCAGCGGUCGGGCCACGCGGAGGUGCACGCCAGCAUGCGGGCGGAGCACGACGACGCGCUCAGCCGGCUCGACACGCUGGAGCGCGGGGAUGCUCCGAAGUAGCCGCGCAUCUGCAUGCGGGGGGGGGCUCUGCCACCUCGGUGGCUCGGUCCUCGAUCCUCACCCCAUUCGGCCCUCCACCUGCCGAGCCUCGCCCUCACCUUCCUCUUCCCUCCCCCGCUCGUCAGCUCUCCUCGGGCCGCCGGCUGGGCACCAAAGCGUGCUCUUGCCUUGGGCUGUAGUGGCCUGAUGCUCGCCGCCGCCAUCGACCCGUUGAGCUACGAAUCGGCGAUGAGAGCGCCAUCCAAA
Molecule: messenger RNA, 2124 nt
Organism: Prorocentrum cordatum
Lineage: Eukaryota; Dinophyceae; Prorocentrales; Prorocentraceae
Source: the annotation of a GenBank genome assembly